GAGACUCAGGCUGUCAGGAGGAGAGAGACAGACAGGCCCGAGGGGGAUCAGAGCAGCAGGGCCGCCGAGACGGUGAAAAGAGAGGCAGAGAGUGACAGGCAGACACGGCUUGCCUGCUGGAGAAGUGGAAGAAGGGACACCGGCAAAGGGAAGGAGGAGGAAGAGGCAGUGAACGAGGGAGAAUUUAAAUGUGUGAGACAGACGUGGACUGAAGCCAUCGUCAGCUCAUGGUCUUAGAGCACAGGCAGGGGAGAGGAGGAACAGGAGGAGGAAUAGACUCACACAGGGAAGGGGAGAGAAGGAACGGGAAAGUGGAGAGCUGGUCAACAGUUGUUCCCCUAGAUCAGACGAUGAUGGGGCUGUACUACCAAGCAAUGCUACCGGGCUCUCAGGAUUCGACAGGAGGACAGGAGGGAUUGGUGGCCCCGCCCUUUUCACCAUUCCCCCCUCCACCCCCUCCUCAAAACGGGCUAGCAGGGACCGAGUUUGUCCCAGGGGUCAUGUUUGGUGCUGGGGGCCAAGGCCCAGCAGAGUUGGGGGCUGGUGCUAAUGGAGCCACCACCAAUACCACCAACAACAACGGAAAGACAGAGGAGGUGCCCCAGGGUGAGGCGGGCGUACAGUGCGGCACAGGAGGCUCAGGAUCUGGAGGCUCUGUGGGAGACCCCUCCGAGGCCAAAGGGACCCCCAAACGCCUCCACGUCUCAAACAUCCCCUUCCGCUUCCGGGACCCUGACCUCAGGCAGAUGUUUGGGCAAUAUGGGAAGAUUCUGGAUGUAGAGAUUAUUUUCAAUGAGAGGGGAUCAAAGGGUUUUGGCUUUGUGACAUUUGAGACCAGCGCAGACGCAGAGAAAGCCAGGGAAAAGCUCCACGGCACACUGGUGGAAGGUCGUAAGAUUGAGGUGAAUAAUGCCACGGCCAGGGUGAUGACCAACAAGAAAAUGGUCAGCCCCUACCCUAAUGGAGAGGCUCUCAGCACGCUGCCUUAUGCGGGGUGGAAGCUGAGUCCUAUGAUGGGGGCCGUGUACGGACCAGAGAUCUACGCAGUCCCAGGGUUUCCUUAUCCUUCAGCAGCGGCAGCAGCCACCACAGCAGCCGCAGCGUUCCGCGGUGCCCACCUCCGGGGCCGAGGCCGGCCCGUCUACAGUGCUGUGCGGGCUGCCGUGCCUCAGCCUGCCAUCCCUACCUACCCUGGACUAGUGUUUCAGGACUCAGUCCUUAGUCCCAGAUUGCCUCAGGGAGGCUACCCUGCCGCUGCUGCUGCUGCCGCCGCCGCCGCUUAUCGCUACGCCCAGCCGGCCGCCGUAACCGGAGCAACCGCCGCAGCUGCCGCCUACAGCGACAGUUAUGGCCGCGUGUACACUACAGACCCCUACCACGCUUUAACUCCAGCCGCUGCUGCUUACGGAGUGGGAGCAAUGCAGCAAUCAUUGUCCGUAGAAGGACUCAUGGCACUGCAAGCCAGUUUAUACCGGGCAGGAUACAGUAGGUUUGCUCCUUACUAAAACCACAAAUCGCACCUGAGGAAUUUCACAUCGCUCCAAAAACCCUUUUUCAAGCUCUUUGUUUGGCAGAAGCUCCCCUCCAUUUUUUUUUUUUCUCCAGGCGGACUAUAGUUACAACUCGUGUGUUUUGUUUUUCUUAUAUAUAUAUAUAUAUAUAUAUAUAUAUUUU
Messenger RNA from Perca flavescens (yellow perch), 1674 nucleotides. Its product is annotated as RNA binding protein fox-1 homolog 2. Gene Ontology annotation, molecular function: mRNA binding. Gene Ontology annotation, cellular component: nucleus; cytoplasm. The transcript has 13 exons. The record is from RefSeq and is a predicted model, not a curated record. Bases 228 to 1505 code for a protein of 425 amino acids. Lineage: Eukaryota; Metazoa; Chordata; Actinopteri; Perciformes; Percidae. Gene Ontology annotation, biological process: nervous system development; regulation of alternative mRNA splicing, via spliceosome.